AUGCAACGUGAUGAAAUGAAUCAAUUACUUUAUUAUGUUGCAUAUUUGGUUAGUGAACAAGAUGUUUUACUUAAUAAUGACAUGGAUGCUACUCUUUCGAAUAAUGAAGAUGCUGAUGAUUCUCAAGCAACUAUACAUCAAUUGCUAGAUGUUGUUAUAACCAAUGAAUCAUUCAUUGUUGCUGAUAAAUUUCAUGAUGAUUCUUCUAAUUCAUCACAAGAAAAUAGACCAUUGUCUUAUUUAUAUGCUAUUAAUAACAAGACUAUUAAUAUAGAACAGCGGAUGAACAUUCUUAAGCAGAAACAAAUGUAUGAAACUCUUCAUGGUAUAUACAAAAUCUUGCAAGAAUUUGCAGAUGAAAAUGAUGAAUCUGAUAAAUCCGACCAAUCUGAUGAAUCUUCUGACAACGAAUAUAGUCAAGAUAAUUCAAGCGAUAAAGAAAAUGAUGGUUCUAAAAAUGUGGAAGAGGAAGACCUUCAAGCACAAAGCGUUUCAAAUCAUCUUAUAAAACAAGUAAAGGUAAUGAAAAGAAACAAAGAUGGUGUAAAAAAUGUGGAGACUUGGGUCAUUAUCAGAAGAAUUGCAAUUUUUGAAGUCUUUUGUAAAGAAUUGCAAUUCUAA
Messenger RNA from Racocetra fulgida, 621 nucleotides. NCBI's taxonomy places the organism in Eukaryota, Fungi, Glomeromycota, Glomeromycetes, Diversisporales, Gigasporaceae. The record is from the annotation of a GenBank genome assembly.